AUGGAUCCUAGCAGACAGUUGUGGUUACUGUCCAAGCCUGUAGGAAGAACUUCAGAAGCAUCUGCAUUGGGACAGAACAUGACUGUCAACCUCAGUGCCUCCAUGUCUACAUUUGCUACCCUGCCUGUUCUCCCAACUGCCCCCCAGCCAACAAUCCAAUUAUUCUGGGAGGCCCCAGAACCCCUACUGACUGAAGGCAUCUCUCCCUGGAAUCCUCUAGUGUUAUCUGCCUUGCCUGGGAUGUCUUUGGCGGCAGAAGCUGGAAGUACAACACUGGAUAUAGCUGUACCUCUGAACAUUGUGCAAGUGGGGACACCAGGCAGGCCUGUACAGCCCAUGCCCCAUGCCAACAUUGUCCUCACAGAGGAGUCCCUCAAUUUUAAUGUCCCUGUGACCCAAGGUGGGGGUAUGGGUUGCCCUGCUUCCCUCUUCAUAACAGCAACUGCUGCGAAUACCUUCAUAAAUGAUCAAAUUGCUUCGGACGUCCAGCCCCAAGAAGGAUUGUGGGUCCUGGAAUCUCACCCUCCAACCACACAGCCAGUUGUCCAGCUGGUUCCUGUCAGGUCCCCAGUGAACUCAGCACCACCUCCAAUAGGAGCAUUUGGAGAGAGUUGUCCAGCCAAUGUCCAAACCAACUCUCCAGAAAACUGCUUGACCAACCCAGACAGUGUCUAUGGGAAUAUCCGGCACUGUCAGUAUAUCAAGACUCUGGUCCAGCAGCACCUGUCCCAGACUCCAGACGUGUCAGCUUUCUCCUGCUUCUUCAUAUCCCUGAUAUACUCCAUCAAUCAUAUCUGUGGCCAUAUUACCAGUAAGAGUUUCUUUGUGGCUCUAGGCAAGGACAAGAAAGGCCUUAAGGAAGAGUCACAUGAAACAUGCAACUCCAUGAAGACUGGUCCUCACACAGACCCUGCCUGCCUCCCAGUACUCAGACACACACAAUUACGAAAGACUGAGGCAACCAUGGAAAUUCCACCUGAAGAUGUGCAUGAGUACAUGGAUAUUAUUGACUGGCUGGAGAGGCUUCCACAGUCAUACACAGGAGAGCCCACAGAAAAGGAGGAAAAGGAGAACAGUGGGCCGGAGAAGGAAGGAGAUGACUUCUACUCAGAUGCAGGAGUCCUGAGCUACAUUGAUGAGCUGUGCUCCCAGAAACACUUCUUUGAGAAACUGAGCUGUGUGGAGGACAUUAUAAACCCCAAAUUUGUGGCAGAAAUCCUAUCUUCCAAACCAGAGAUGGACAUCCUGUCUCUAAUGAAGGAGCUGGAGUAUGAGGAAGAACUCAGUGUUGAGCAGCAUCUGGAGGAGCACUGGCCGGGUUUGAAGAAGAAAUGCUAUAAGAGGGCACCUCUGAACACUGGUGCCCCUCAGAUACUUUCCAACUCUUCUGUACCUACUGUCUGCCAAGGCACAAAGGAAGAUGACCAUGGUCCCCAAAGAGGGGACAGUACACAGAAAGUUUCCUCACCUGUGCUUUCUUUAGAUCAUCAGUGUCCUGGAGCUACCAAUGAAGAAAUAUGGGGGCCUAGGCCUAUUGACUUCCAAAGUAGUCAGUGUUUAGCCUCACUGGGAGAUGUCGGGUCCACUGCUAUUUCCUAUGGCAGAAGAGCCCAUCCCCAAAGCCCAGGGUCCAGAUCUGCAAUGAGCCUCAGAGGAAUUUCUGCUAUGGAGGAAUUCCAGGAGUCACUGGGCAGAACCAUGGAGGAAAAAGAGGAGCUCCCCAGCUUGUCCUUCCUCCUGUGGUCCCACUAUAGGCUGGUGCCAUGGAAACUGUCUGGCCCAUAUACAGGUCUCUCUGACUCUGCUAGUAUCCCCAAACCCAUCUCAAAGAUAAAGUACCUCAGUCCUGAUCCAUCUGCAACUGACAUGACAAAUAAGCGAGCUCUCAUUGGAGGCUUGACUCCAAUGGAUAAGAAGUCCAAAUCAGGGCUUUGUCAUGGGAUGUUUGAAGGGCCACUCUCAGCCCUGGAUAUCACUCAACCCUUGCAGGCACAGAAGAAGAAGUUAGAGUCACUAGGCCCCUGGAAGAGGUAG
Cricetulus griseus (Chinese hamster) is the source of this 2034-nucleotide messenger RNA. The record is from RefSeq and is a predicted model, not a curated record. NCBI's taxonomy places the organism in Eukaryota, Metazoa, Chordata, Mammalia, Rodentia, Cricetidae.